UCAAAUGUAUAUUAUUUAUCUCCGCAUGUUUUAAUGGAAAAUUCUGUUCUUGAGGUCGCUCUCACUGGUCUUUGGAUUUGGGAGGGACGCCAGUUACCGCGUGUGUUUAGGAGCUUUCGAGGAGAGAGAGAAGCUUCUUCGGACUUUCAAAAAACUGCUGAUUCUAGAGAGAGAAAGGUAAAGAUUCUUGCAGAAACUCCGUUCAGUGAUCUGGGUUGAUGUGUUUUUGCUCCCGACGCGAUUGGUGAUCUGGGUUCUGAUCUCAAGGUUAUUAUUGAUCUGGGUUUUGCUCUGGAAAGGGUUUUGUGAUUGCAGGUGGAGUGUUCGAUGAAUUGUGUGUUUGUUUGGUGAAGUUUGGUGAUGUAUGGGCUACUUGGUUUUGCGUCAAGACUGUAAUUAAUUAUUGAGCACUGCUCUAGGGAAUGAGCCAAGUUAAUCACUUGGUUAAAAGCUUGAAAUUUUUCUUUGUUGCUCUAUGGCAGUUGAUUAAUGAGUCUGGAUGGCGAUUUAUUUUUACAUUUUGAGUGGGGUGUUCGACAAAACAAGGUGUUUGGGUAGUGACUUGUGGUAGUUGGGAAAUUAGCUGGGUGAUUGUUUAGACAUUUCGAUUUGCUUAAAAAUUGAAAUGGGUUAGUGUGAUGAAUGCUUGGAGAUUUUUGUGAUAUUAUAUUGCAAUUGAUUUUUAUUUGGUACACAUUCUUACAUAUUAGAUGGCGAGUACUUCACCAUCUCCAAAUUCUCCACCCACUGCUGCCUCACCACCGGCGUCCACCCCUCCGCCACCUCAGCCUUCCUCUCCUCCACCAGCCCCUCCUACAACAACUCCAUCUUCUCAACCCAAUGCAAAUCCACCAAGCCCUGCAACUCCUAAUCAAUCCCCACCACCUCAAUCUCCUCCUACCACUAAAGUGACGUCUCCUCCUCCAGCAUCAUUAUCGCCUCCGCCACCACAACCCUCUGUGGCUUCACCACCACCACAACCCUCUGUGGCUUCACCACAACCACUACCUACUAAUGGGAGUUCAUCUCCAUUGGUGACACCUCCACCUCCUCAGCCCAUUUCACCUUCUCCACCUCCUCCAGCCAAUGUUUCACCUCCACCCUCAAAUUCUUCGCCACCACCAUCAUUAAAUCCACCACCCAGUUCACCUCCUCCUCCAUCAUCUAAUCCACCAGUUAGUUCGCCCCCACCUCCAUCAGUUAACCCACCAACUAGUUCACCUCCACCACCAUCAUCUAAUCCGCCAGUAAGUUCACCUCCGCCAACACCACCACCUAAUCCACCAAGAAGUUCCCCUCCACCGCCAUCACCCCCACAGAAUUCACCGCCUCCACCCCAAUCAAAAUCACCAGUGGGUUCACCUCCACCUUUGUCAUCACAGCCUCCUCAAAAUUCUCCACCCCCACCAUCAGUAAAGCCACCAGAAAGUUCACCCCCACCACCUGCAUCUAUACCACCCCAAAAUUCACCCCCACCACCGGCAUCUAAAACACCCCAAAAUUCACCUCCACCACCAGCAUCAAACCCACCCCAAAAUUCACCCCCACCACCAGCAUCUAAACCACCCCAAAAUUCACCUCCACCACCGGCAUCAAACCCACCCCAAAAUUCACCACCACCACCGGCAUCAAACCCACCCCAAAGUUCACUUCCUCCACCAGCAUCAGUGCCACCCAGUACAUCACCCCCACCUCCUCCUCCAUCUGGUUCCCCACCUUCAAAUUCUACUCCAAAAUCACCACCACCACCAAUAAUCCGUCUAUCACCUCCUCCUGCCCGAGUUCUGUCUCCACCCUCCCCUUCUCCCCCUUCUCAAGUUUCAGUUCCACCUGCAGGUAAUCCAAAUACUACCAAUUCUAGUGACAAUGCAAACUCCACAGGUAAUGGGGGCCUUGGUACAGGAGGUACAGUGGCUAUUGGUUUGGUACUAGGUUUCCUACUACUUAGUGUCAUUGGAACUGCUGCCUGGUGCAUAAGGAGGCGAAAGAAAAAAAUUUCUAGACUCAAUGCCAGGCAUGUUAUGCCAACCUCAAUGGGAUCUUCCCCAAAAUCAGAUUCUACUUUACUAAAGGCACAGGCAUCAACACCCCAAUUUAGAAGUGCUUCUGGCAGUGAUUUUGUACCUUCACAAUCAGAGCCAGGUGGAUUAGGAAAUUCAAGAUCAUGGUUUACUUAUGAAGAACUAGUUGAGGCCACAAAUGGGUUUUCGGAGCAGAAUCUAUUGGGCUCAGGUGGAUUUGGUUUUGUGUACAAAGGAUACCUAGCUGAUGGAAGAGAGGUAGCAGUAAAGCAGCUAACGAUUGGUGGAGGACAAGGGGAGCGAGAAUUUAAAGCUGAAGUUGACAUUAUUAGUCGCAUACAUCAUCGUUAUUUGGUUUCACUAGUGGGUUACUGCAUCUCUGAGAACAGAAGGCUGCUUGUCUACGACUAUCUCCCUAACAAUACCCUUUACUUCCAUCUUCACGGAGCAGCUAGACCGGUCUUGGAUUGGGUGACACGUGUGAAGAUCGCUGCUGGUGCAGCUCGUGGAAUUGCUUAUCUCCAUGAAGACUGUCAUCCUCGGAUUAUUCACAGGGAUAUUAAGUCGUCAAAUAUUCUUUUAGAUAACAACUUUGAAGCCCGGGUUUCUGAUUUUGGACUCGCUAAAUUAGCUCUUGAUGCAGAUACACAUGUAACCACACGUGUUAUGGGUACCUUUGGCUAUAUGGCUCCUGAAUAUGCAUCAAGUGGCAAAUUGACGGACAAAUCUGAUGUAUUCUCAUUUGGGGUUGUUCUUUUGGAGCUAAUUACUGGACGCAAGCCUGUGGAUUCAUCUCAACCUUUGGGAGAGGAGAGUCUGGUUGAAUGGGCUCGACCUUUGCUUAAUCAUGCUAUUGACACCGAGGAAUUUGAAGGCUUGGCGGAUCCAAGCCUUGAAAAGAAUUAUGUUGAUAGUGAAAUGUUUCGUAUGAUUGAGGCUGCUGCAGCUUGUGUGCGACACUCAGCUACGAAGAGACCACGAAUGGGACAGGUUGUGAGGGCUCUCGACAGUAUGGUUGCCGCAGAUCUAAACAAUGGAAUGCGAGUAGGUGAAAGUGAAAUAUUUAACAGUGCAGAACAAUCCGCAGAAAUUAGAUUGUUUCGGAGGAUGGCAUUUGGUAGUCAAGAUUACAGUACAGAUUUUUUUAGUCAAAGUAGCGGUAGUAAUCCAGCAGAUAGUAGACAAGUGCAGUUCAGAUCAGGAACUUUGUGAAGACGGAGUUGAAUUGCUGUUGAUGUAAAUGCAAAGGUGAUACAGCUGAGAGGUAUUUAUUUGUCUCGGUCUCAAACUCGACUGUGUCAGAUAUAGACUGACAUCAAACUCUUGAUUAAAUUUUGUAAGUAGCUUUAUUUUGCAGCUUUCACAAAUAAGAUAUGAUUUUAUUAUAUAUAUUACAGAAAAUUGUUUUCCCCACUGUAAUUAAACAAGGGGAGUUUUUGUUGUUCAUCAAUAUAUUUGUUAUUUGUUGACAAAGCCUCUAUUCAAGGUUGUUCUUCCUUUUCAAA
Messenger RNA from Camellia sinensis, 3526 nucleotides. RefSeq names its product Protein kinase superfamily protein (gene PERK9). The record is from RefSeq and is a predicted model, not a curated record. Gene Ontology annotation, biological process: protein phosphorylation. NCBI's taxonomy places the organism in Eukaryota, Viridiplantae, Streptophyta, Magnoliopsida, Ericales, Theaceae. Gene Ontology annotation, molecular function: ATP binding; protein kinase activity.